AUGUCUGGUCAAAUUGAUUCUAAUUUUGAGGAUGAUGUUGAUUUUGUGCCAUCAACUACAAAUGAAGUACAAUCUGUUAGCAAUACAGUAGAUGAAACUCAGAAUCAGAGAAAAAGAACUUCUCGUGCAUGGGAUCAUUUCACACGGGAAAAAAUUGAUGGAAAAAUUAAAGCAGUUUGCAAGUAUUGCGAGCGUAAGCUGGUGGGAGAAACUUCUAGUGGGACUAGGCAUUUAAAUUCUCACGUGAAAACGUGUCCUGUAAGAAAGGCCCAACUUGCCGCCAAUCCUAGUGCAACAGCAAGCCCUUCGGUUUCUUUUAAUUUUGAUCCUGAUUUAGCAAGGACCAAAUUGGCUCAAAUGAUCGUUAAGCACGAAUAUCCCUUGUCUAUGGGAAAAUUACACGAUGGAAGGGAAAUCGCAGUAAAAAGACUCUCAAGUAGCUCAGGACAAGGGAUUGAAGAGUUUAAGAACGAAACUAUUUUAUUUUCAAAACUCCAACACAGGAACCUUGUACGGCUCAUGGGUUGCUGCAUUGAGAAUGAGGAGAAAUUGCUAGUCUAUGAGUACAUGCCGAACAAGAGCUUGGAUACUUUUAUAUUUGAUGCAAGAAAAAAAGAACAACUGAAGUGGGGUACACGCUUUAACAUCAUACAUUGUGUUGCUCGAGGUCUUAUUUAUCUUCAUCGGGACUCUUUUCUAAGGAUAAUACACCGUGAUCUGAAAGUCAGCAAUAUUCUGUUGGAUGAGGAUAUGAACCCAAAAAUAUCAGAUUUUGGACUCGCACGAAUUUUUCAUAAAUCAUUAGAUCAAGCUAAUACUCACAGGGUUGUGGGAACAUUAGGAUAUAUGUCUCCAGAAUAUGCUAUGAGUGGAAUAUUUUCUGAGAAAUCUGAUGUCUUUAGCUUUGGUAUCUUGAUAUUGGAGAUAAUUAGCGGUAGGAAGAACACAAGCUUCUAUUAUGAUGAGCACCAUCGAAGCCUUAUCACUUAUGCAUGGCAAUUAUGGAGUGAAUGCAGAGCAAUGGAAUUGGUAGAUGAAGCAAUAUUGGGAGACUUACGUAGAUCAUCAGAAGUAAAGAGAUGCAUACAUGUUGGGCUUUUGUGCGUACAGGACCAUGCCGAAGAUAGACCCGCCAUGGCAGAUGUAGUUUUAAUGCUUAGUAAUGAAACUCAAUGUCCUCACCCUAAACAACCUGUCUUUACUGUUCAAAGCUCACCAAGAACACAAAUGCCCAGUUCCUCUUCUGUGAAUGAGGCCACCAUCUCCGUAGUUGAAGGUCGAUAAAGUCAAUUAUGCCACAUAGAUAACCUUUAAUCCAAAAGAUCGUCCCAAAAGUUGAGCGACCUUGACUAUAAAUAUACAUGUAAAAGUUUCAUCCGCCGUUACAACUGAAUUUUUUUGGGGGAAAAAAUAGAAUAUUGCUAAGUUUAAAGUAGAAUACCAAUUAAGAUAUAGUGUUAAGUUGGGUACCAAAACUCCUCUAAUUCUAUAAUUUUUCAAUAAUAUU
Cannabis sativa is the source of this 1507-nucleotide messenger RNA. Its product is annotated as G-type lectin S-receptor-like serine/threonine-protein kinase At1g61430. The transcript is spliced from 5 exons. The coding region runs from base 1 to 1284 and encodes 427 amino acids. Gene Ontology annotation, molecular function: ATP binding; DNA binding; protein kinase activity. The record is from RefSeq and is a predicted model, not a curated record. Lineage: Eukaryota; Viridiplantae; Streptophyta; Magnoliopsida; Rosales; Cannabaceae. Gene Ontology annotation, biological process: protein phosphorylation.